UGUCCUGGGAUUUGUAUGGCUCAGCUCAGAAAGAUGAAGAGCUGUGAGAUCUGAGCUCCUGGACUGCCAUAGUAAUAUGAAGCCUCGCAGCAUCCUCCAUACUCCUCCCUGCAAGCUGGACGGGUAGGAGGACCACAGCCGACGCCGCUGCUGCCUCUGCGAGCACCAUGGCCACAGACAUAACCCCGGAGGCCAUUGGAUUUCUGUCAGCAGUGGGCGUCUUCAUUGUGCUCCUGGCAAUUCUCUUCCUCUUCAUAAAUAAAAAGCUGUGUUUCGAAAAUAUCGGUGACCUCCCAUGUCUGGACAAACGUGGGCGAAGAAAGCGCCCAAAAGAGAGAUCUGGGGUUCUACAAGGACUUGUGAACAGUUAUGGGGAUGAUGACGAACUAACCACAUCUUCAGACAGUGAUGAAGAGGUGUAUAAGCAAUUUAAAAUUUCAGUGUCCCGUUCCCAGAGCUUUCGCUCCACCGUAUCUGAAAAGGCAACACAGGCCGGCUCUGAGAGCAAGCAAAAGUUCAACCGCUUGCUAUCAAACCAUGAGGAGCUGAGCACAGAGGCUUCCGAAUGUGAAGAUUUGGAUGUUAUUAGUUACCAGUCAUAUAAUGAUGAUGAUAUAAUGGUUCACUCUGGUGCGGCAUCAGAGGCUGGGGAAUUGCAGGAUGCAGCUAGACAGGAGGCUGGGUCCAUCUCUAGCAAGAACCGAAUUACUGUAGAGGGUCAAGAAAUGGAGACUGGCUUUAGCAACAAUGGCUUUGAAGACCAGAAUGGUACAGACAGCUCACCUACAUUGAGCCCAGAGGAACAAGGGGAAGGUGACCUUGAACCUCAUGCAGGCCACGUGCCAAUUUCCAAAUGUUGUGACCUGGACAUUAUCCUCGAUUACAAAGCUUCCAGCCAAAAGCUGACUAUAACAGUUGUGGAAGCCAAAGAUAUUCCUGAUAAGGAUCGUAGUGGAGUAAACACGUGGCAAGUCCAUAUUGUCCUACUGCCAAACAAGAAGCAAAGAGGAAAGACCACUAUGCAAAAAGGCUCUCAGCCUGUCUUCAAUGAAACCUUCACAUUCAACAAGCUUGAAACAGAGGAGCUGGCCAACAAUGCCAUUCGUUUUCGAUUGUAUGCUGUACACAAGAUGAUCCGUGAAAGGAUGAUGGGUGAAAAGCUCCUUUCACUAAAGAAUAUCAGAUCUGAUGUGGAAAUCAGAAGGACAUUGGUCUUAGAGCCGAGGAGCAACUUAAGUAGUGGCGAUUCCCAGAUGAGUUUUUCUGCAGUCUCACCUACUGAUAGUGCUUUGUCCUCACAAUCUCUAUCACAUGGCGGGGUGCCGGAGCUUCUGGUCGGCCUGUCAUAUAAUGCUACCACAGGACGUCUUUCUGUGCAAAUGAUCAAAGGAAGCCAUUUUCGCAACCUUGCCAUCAAUAGGCCACCUGAUACUUAUGGAAAGCUUUGCCUUUUAAAUUCUUCGGGACAGGAACUGUCAUGCUGUAAGACGUCAGUACGUAGAGGCCAACCAAACCCAGUCUACAAAGAGACAUUUAUUUUCCAAGUUGCCCUGUUUCAGCUCACUGACGUCACGCUGAUGAUUUCAAUAUACAACCGCCGUGCCAUGAAAAGGAAGGAGAUGAUUGGGUGGAUUUCACUGGGUCAGAACAGCAGCGGAGAAGAGGAGCAAAUUCAUUGGCUGGAAAUGAAAGAGUCAAAAGGCCAAGAAGUCUGUCGGUGGCACACACUGCUGGAAGCUUAAAGAACACUCCUCUCUCUAGAAUGUGCCGUAUAAAAGUAGAGAAGUUUAACUUGUGCUGAAAAAUUGCCUUGAUUAUCUACGUUGUACUUACCAUGUCACCCUGUCAAACGGAGGCAUAUAUUUUUACUGCACUAUAAUUUCUAGCAUAAAGUUGUCAUAAUGGUUUUACACUGUGUCAGAUUCCACUACAGAUAUUACAGGAGCUGAACAGCACAACAUUUUAACCUCAGUUAUAUGUCAACUGCAGUAGGAGUACCUGCCCAAAUAACAAAAAAAGAACUAUGCUAAGCACAAUUUGCAUCUAAACUGAUCACAUCUUACAAACUGAAUGCAGUUUAAAAAGACAACAACCUUACC
Molecule: messenger RNA, 2099 nt
Organism: Nanorana parkeri
Lineage: Eukaryota; Metazoa; Chordata; Amphibia; Anura; Dicroglossidae
Gene: SYT16
Product: synaptotagmin 16
Exons: 7
Coding region: 168-1742 (524 amino acids)
Source: RefSeq, a predicted model, not a curated record